AUGACCGUGUCCAGGGCCGUAUUUUUGAGGAACGAAUUCGUGGUCUUCGAGGACAAUCCGCGCUACGUGGACACGCUCAACACGCACGAGCUCGAGUUCAUCAGGAAAGUGAUCCCCGACGCGCUGAUGCUCCUCCUCGCGCGACCCGGCGCCGACGUCUGGUUCUCGGCGCUCGAAAUGAGCGCCGACGACUACCGAGACUGUUCUCCGCUGCUCCCCUACGGUGAUCGCUACUGCGACGUCGGAGCCGUUCGCGCCGCCGCCGACGCGCGCCAGAUUCUCGACGAGGGCUCUCAACGCGCGGCGGCGAUGGAGCGGGACUGGGCGCGCGGGGACGUGAUCAGUCUGCGCGAGCGGGCGGGCGUCUACGUCGCCAAGGGGGGCUACUUCUACGCUCUGCGCCACCUCUGGCACACCUGGCCGCGCGAACAGACGCUCGUCCUCGAAUCGGCGGCCGUGUGGGCGCGACCGCGCGAGAGCUACGACGCCCUGGCCCACGCCCUUGGGCUGAACUUCACCAUCAGCCUCGUCGAGGACACGAGGACGCGCCCCGAUCGCCAGGACGACCCAAAGUGCCCAAAAGCCAAAGUCCGGGCUAUGAAGCGGCUCGUAUCCGAGUGCGACCUGAAGAUGCCGUACCGCUGCGCAUGCUUCCGGUCGACGGACGCGGCCACGACGAAGCCGGAGAUCACGAAGAACACGUCGACGCCCGCGAAGCCGGCCGGGUACGACGUGGAAGGCGACGACCGCCGCUACGGCCGCGGCGCGGAGGCCGUCGACAUCCGCGCGGAAUCCUAG
Molecule: messenger RNA, 798 nt
Organism: Aureococcus anophagefferens
Lineage: Eukaryota; Pelagophyceae; Pelagomonadales; Pelagomonadaceae
Exons: 3
Coding region: 1-798 (265 amino acids)
Source: RefSeq, a predicted model, not a curated record